CCUACAAUCGUCCAUAACGACCCUUGACACGACUCAUACUUGCAUGUAAUACAUCUAGGUAGACCGGAGUCUUUGGUGAUUCAGGCCAGGUGCUGUGUCGUUAUAGAUUAUGAGGCGUAGGGUUCGCAUCAAGCAAAUUUUAUUGCACCAGAGCCUAAAUAUUCUAGGUACAGGCCUUUUCUUCUUUGUGGUUUUUCGGGAGAGGGAGAGUGGGAGGGAGGGAUGGAGCGGGAAUAUGGCAUGCGCAUACUAUGUACGGAGUAUUAUCAAUCCGUCCCUUAUCCCGACGUACUCAUUUUUCAUUGAUAAUCAAUCAUAUACAACAUAUAUAGAAUUGAACAUCUCUCUAUGAGAUGCUGUCAGACUAUUAGAACAGCUACAAAGACACAAAUAUACCAAAG
Aspergillus eucalypticola CBS 122712 is the source of this 401-nucleotide messenger RNA. RefSeq lists its product as uncharacterized. The transcript has a single exon. NCBI's taxonomy places the organism in Eukaryota, Fungi, Ascomycota, Eurotiomycetes, Eurotiales, Aspergillaceae. The coding region runs from base 110 to 352 and encodes 80 amino acids. The record is from RefSeq and is a predicted model, not a curated record.